AUGGUCGACCCUGGUACGUCCGGCCUUCGUCCGCGGAGUGUAUUGGCAAGCAUGGAGGUCGAGCUGAAGACGAGGUUGAGGACGAGGGCGAGGGAUGAGAGUGAGGUCGGUCGUAAACUACUUCGUACAAAGUACACGGAAUACCUCGUACUCAGCCUUGCCCACCCCCAUUCGUACACAGUACCAUUAUCUCUCCGGAGUAGGAGCAUUGCCGAGAAGAAGUUGGUCCCGGCCAAACCCUCCCCUCCCCUCGACAAUUAUUACAUCAUAUCCCUCUCUUCCCCGUCCGGCCUCGCCAAAAUCUUGUCUUCCAUCGUCGCGAAAUUCCCGAAAUUUGGCUCCUAUUCGCAAUCCCCCGCGCAGAGUUGUGUGUCUCGUCUGUCCGGUAUACAAACCUCCCGGGAAACCGGCUCGAUUCGAUUCGGCGGACAUAAAGAACACCCAACGGAUCCCUCGAGAACAGAGAAGAACAUUGCCGCAGCCCAGAGAACUACGGACCAAUUUCGACAGGAUAACCGCCUGGGAGGACCCCCAAGAUUAUUGCGCAACGACCUUGCUUCCGACAGACUACCUUUUAGCGACGUUGCGCCACGAAUAGAGAACCAGCGCGCCAUUGCCCUGUCGACUUCCUCUCCGUACACCUCAUCAUAUCCUCGACGAAUUCGCAUCGCAAACCGCCCUGCUCCCCCCCCGCCUCCAUCUUUCCCGAUAUUUGCCUCAGAACCCAGCGACUUUCGUUCAUCGGCCGUCAGCUACCCAACGCCAAGACAUCGAAUUUUCGCGCAAUCGACGUUCCCCCCUGCAACGCUCUUAAUAUUGACCUUGAUAGGUGUGGGCGCCUUCGUUGCGAUCGCGGCCGUCUAA
Messenger RNA from Sodiomyces alkalinus F11, 864 nucleotides. RefSeq lists its product as hypothetical. The transcript has 7 exons. The record is from RefSeq and is a predicted model, not a curated record. Bases 1 to 864 code for a protein of 287 amino acids. NCBI's taxonomy places the organism in Eukaryota, Fungi, Ascomycota, Sordariomycetes, Glomerellales, Plectosphaerellaceae.